UUUACCAGUCCCCAGGAUCGCCGUUUAUCGCUAAAAGAAGCUGCAAAAAUUUCAUAUGCUCGGUCGCGAAAAUUUUCCCCGCUGAAAACCCCGUUUUUCUUCGGUGAAAAGUUGAGUCAAAGUGUUCGGAAAAUGUGCUAGUCGGUUGUGAUAUUGCUUUCGCGUUGAUCGAUCUCGGGAUUCAGCGAACAGUUGCUGCACAAUGAAUUCCCAGACAUUCCCCGCCCCUUCUCCAUUGGCUGGGCCAGUAGUGGGUGGUUCAUCUUCAGCAACCACCGCCCAACCUUUGUCCGAUUUGGAAAAGUCUUCAGCCCGCAAGGCGCGGAAGGAAGCGGAAAAACAGAAAAAGCAAGCCAAAAAAUAUGAGGAGCAGUUGAAAAAGAUUCGCGGUCCCAAAAGCCAGAAGAUUCAGAUUAUCGACGAAAGUUUUCUGGAGAAAUACCAUACGGCUCAGGCACUUCCGCCGGGGCCGGCGUUGAAAACGAAGAAACGUUCCAAGAAAACGCCCAGCGAUUUGGUCCAGAUUAAUCUUUCAGAUUGUAUACGGGAUCGUUUGAAUUUGGGUGGUGCCGAGGGAACCGGAAAUGGGGAAUUGAAAACACUAAUCAAACCGGUUGUUCCGGUCGUAAUCAAUCAGCCUCUCGUGAUGCACAAAGGCAAACAGCGGGAAGUUCCCAAAGAGAAGAAACUUUCCAAGCUGAAGAAAGAUAUUUUAAACAAUCGGAAAGCUAAACAUGAAUCCUCGGAUCAACAGGAAGAGGAAACAACUCCCGCUGAGGAAACCCCGAAUCAACCAAUCAACGGACAUAGUCCACCAGCUGCAGUUGAACAGCGUCCUCCGCCAGCAACGCCGGCACCCAAAUUGGGUGUUUCUCCAUUUCUGAAAGCCAUUGAGAAGGUUUGUUCCAACGACGGACCGGUUCCCGGUGUGGUGCGAUUACCCCCGAGCGUCGGUUCCGAAGAGUAUCAAAACGGAUUUCCUUCCCUGGAGGCCAGCGUACGAAGUGGACCGGACAAGGUUCAACACUCAAGGAAUUUCAGAACAUAUUGUGAUCACUUGAUCACAGAAGAGCUACGCGAUCUGUCCGAAACGCUCGUUACGAAGUUGUUCCAGUUCCAGGCAAAUGCAUACGGUCGCAAUCCGAUCAAGGCCGUGGGCAACAAACGUUACUGCGUGGGCUUCAACGAAGUGCUGAAGAUUCUCGAAGCCCGCAAGCUAAAGUUGGUCCUAAUCGCUCCGGAUCUGGAAUCGAACGACAGUGUCGAUCAGCUGGUCGAGCGUGUUAAGGCGCUCUGUCGGCAGCUCCGCGUCCCGUAUGUGUUCGGUAUCAAGCGCCGCAAGCUCGGGUUCCACCUGAUGAAGAAGGUACCGGUAAGUUGUUUGGGCAUUCUAAACUACGGCGGGGCAGAUGAUACCGUCAAGCGGAUGUUGGAGAUAGUGGACCAGGAAAGGGUCAAUUAUCGCAACUAUCUUGCUCAAUCGGAGGCCGGGGGAGGGCUUCAAUGAUAGGUGACCCGUUCCAUUCCAGAUAAUCGUGAUUUCGUCGAGGCCAAAAACGUAAACGAUAUUAAACUAUCUAGUCCAAGUUAAUGAUAAAUGAAUUACUUUUCCUCCCCCCUCGUAAGGCUCUUCCUAAUCAAAUAACGUAAGGUGUGCAAUGUGUGACAUUCCCGAAUUAUCUCAAAUAAGACAAAAAUAUACUAAAUCAUAAGGAAUUCCUCCAGUUGCGAAAUUAAUUAGGCCAUAAAUAUAAUAUUGAUUUAAUGUACUGCUGUCGAACCACUUGGAAGGAGUUGCUUUUCGGACGACCUAGGGUUGUAACAACUUGUACAAGUUGAAAUUGUCGAAAUAUAGCCAAAGAAAACAGCGGGGAGACCACUCAAUACAUUCAACUCCGAAAAGCACCGCCUUAGUGGUGGUAUUUCAUGUUUUAGAUGUUAUAUCGCUGGUACAAACAAACAUCAAGUGAAUACGGUAAUAAAGGAACAGUAUUAAGUUGUGCAAGCGA
Molecule: messenger RNA, 2009 nt
Organism: Uranotaenia lowii
Lineage: Eukaryota; Metazoa; Arthropoda; Insecta; Diptera; Culicidae
Gene: Sbp2
Product: selenocysteine insertion sequence-binding protein 2
Exons: 2
Coding region: 203-1507 (434 amino acids)
Biological process (GO): selenocysteine incorporation
Cellular component (GO): ribonucleoprotein complex
Molecular function (GO): ribonucleoprotein complex binding; selenocysteine insertion sequence binding; mRNA 3'-UTR binding
Source: RefSeq, a predicted model, not a curated record